AUGUCGUCCGACCAGAAAACCGCCACACCGGCACCGGCCGUGACUGCAGAAGAGGUUCACCAGGAUGGAAAAAGCCGGAAGCCUGAGAACGACCUUCCUGAGAAGACGAACGCCCCCAAUGCUCUAGCAGAAGACACCGUCGCUGCUGUAAACGACUAUUCUGAGCAUUACUAUCGAGAGCUGCUGUGGAAGAUCGACCUCUGGCUGCUGCCUUUGAUGUGGGUGUGCUAUGGCACACAACAGGCAGACAAAACUUCGCUGAGCGUCCAAGCUGUGUUCGGCAUCCGAGAAGACACCAAUCUUGUGGGCGAGCAAUUUAAUUGGCUCAGCACGAUAUUCUACCUAUCCUACCUGGUAUGCGAAGCUCCAGGUAACUGGCUGAUGCAGAAAUGCAAUACUGGCAAAUUCCUCGCUAUUGUCAUGUUCCUGUGGGGCGUUGUCGUGUUGUGCAUAGCCUUUGCGAAGAACUUCACACAUCUCAUGAUCCUACGAACGUUCCAGGGAGCAUUGGAAUGCACCAUCUCGCCGACCUUCAUGCUGCUCACGGGGACGUGGUACACUUCUCAAGAGCACACGCUGCGAUCAAUCAUUUGGGGCACCUCGAAUGCCGGCAUGAACAUUAUCACUGGACUUAUCAACUACGGAAUUGGGCUGCAUGCGCAGAACAACCCAGGUGGACUGGCGCCGUGGAAAGGAAUAUCGUUCUUCCUCGGAGCACUAACCAUCACCGAUGCCAUUCUGGUAUGGUUCAUCCUCGGAACACCACGUGAAGUUCGCUGGCUGUCGGAAGACGAGAAGCGGGCUGCUAUAGCUCGUGUCGUCGCCAAUCAGACAGGUUCAGAUCGGGAUAAGAGAUCGGAAUGGAAAUGGGAUCAGGUCUGGACCACUUUCAAGGAUCCGCAAACCUACUUCUUCUUUUUUGUCACAGCCAUCAACGCCCUUCCGAACGGCGCCAAUACCACCUUCUCCAAGUUGAUCUGGAGAUCUUUUGGUUUCACGAGUUUGGAAACUCUACUGAAGGGAUCGACCCCUUAUUAUUGCAUCAGUAUUGUCUGGUUUCUGGUUGUGGGAUACAUCACGUUGAAAAAGCCAAAUCUCAGAUUUAUCUUCAUGAUGAUGUCCUUGUUACCGGCUUUCAGCGGCAUGAUGGCACUGUCUCUGCUUCCCACCGAUGGCAGGCGGUGGCUUAGGUGGGGAAUGUACAUCUUGCAAGUCUUCGGUAGUCUUCCAGGUUUGAUGAUCUGGACAUUCUUACCAUCGAACGUUGCCGGCAGAACUAAGAAAACUGUCACUGCGACGGUCCUCUUCAUCGCAUACUGUGUGGGCAAUGCCGUAGGUGCGCAGAUGUUCGUUGCGUCAGACGCGCCGAGGUACAUCAAAGGUAUCACUGCAUGCGGUAUACUUUAUUGUGUUGAGUUCCUUUCUAUGGGAUCGUGGCGAUUCUACUACAUCUGGCAGAACCGGAAGCGUGCCCAGAUCAUUGCGGAGAUGGGCAUCUCAGCCGAGGAGAGCAAGCGCUUGGGUCAGUUGAAUGCUGAAGCGGAUAUGACCGACCGCGAGAACAUCCAUUUCAAGUACCAGUACUAG
Cyphellophora europaea CBS 101466 is the source of this 1587-nucleotide messenger RNA. RefSeq lists its product as uncharacterized. The transcript has 4 exons. Gene Ontology annotation, biological process: transmembrane transport. NCBI's taxonomy places the organism in Eukaryota, Fungi, Ascomycota, Eurotiomycetes, Chaetothyriales, Cyphellophoraceae. Gene Ontology annotation, molecular function: transmembrane transporter activity. Bases 1 to 1587 code for a protein of 528 amino acids. Gene Ontology annotation, cellular component: membrane. The record is from RefSeq and is a predicted model, not a curated record.